This is a messenger RNA of Nyctereutes procyonoides (raccoon dog), 1494 nucleotides long. RefSeq names its product fascin actin-bundling protein 3 (gene FSCN3). Gene Ontology annotation, biological process: establishment or maintenance of cell polarity; actin filament bundle assembly; cell migration. Bases 1 to 1494 code for a protein of 497 amino acids. The record is from RefSeq and is a predicted model, not a curated record. Gene Ontology annotation, cellular component: growth cone; ruffle; cytoplasm. Lineage: Eukaryota; Metazoa; Chordata; Mammalia; Carnivora; Canidae. The transcript is spliced from 6 exons. Gene Ontology annotation, molecular function: protein-macromolecule adaptor activity; actin filament binding.
AUGGAUGAGGUGGAGUGGACACGAAGACCCAACCCUGAGGAGCUGAGGGUUGGGCUCAUCAGCUGGGCAGGAUCCUACCUCACUUCUGAGGCUUAUAAGAAUACGGUCACUGCUACUGCAAAGGGUUUGGGCCGGAGACAGACCUGGGAGAUCUUGGUGAGCAAUGAGCACGACACCCAGGCUGUAGUACGACUGAGGAGCUUGCAAGGCCUCUACCUCCUGUGUGAGGCAGAUGGCAGUCUGUGCUAUGGCCGGCCAAGGACCAGUCACCAUGGAUGCUUCCUACUGCGUUUCCACCGCAAUGGCAAGUGGACUCUCCAGUGCAUAAUUAGUGGUCGUUAUCUGGAGUCUGAUGGUGAGGAUGUGUUCUGCAACUCAAGGGUGCUUUCAGCUUACCACAUGUGGACGCCCCGGCCAGCCCUACAUGUCCAUGUGAUCCUUUACAGCCCUGUCAACCACUGCUAUGCCCGGGCUGACCCCACUGUGGGCCGCGUCUGGGUGGAUGCACCUGUUCCCUGCCUAGAGGAAUGUGGCUUCCUGUUGCAUUUCCAAGACGGAUGCUACCACCUGGAGACCUCAACACACUUCUUUUUGUCCCACUUAGACCGGCUCGUCCCCCAACCCUCAACACAGACAGCUUUUCACAUGCAGGUACGGCCUGGAGGGCUUGUGGCACUAAGCGAUGGAGAAGGAGGCAUGUUGUACCCACAGGGUGCACGCCUGCUCCUGGGCCUGGGCUCCAAUCCCCACAGGGGCGAGGAGUGGUUCAUCCUACAGCGCUGUCCGACGUGGGUCAGCCUCAGGUCAAAGACUCGGAAGUUCCUCUCCAUCAUUUAUGAUGUUGAGAUAUAUGCUGCCUCUGAGCACGUAACCCCAAUGUCCUUGUUCCAGUUCGAAUGCAAUGAUGAGAGCUCCACCUUGCAGCUUCGUGCAGCCAAUGGCUGCUACCUAGCCCAGAGGCGCCACAGGACAGUGGUGGCUAAUGGACACCCAAUGGAGUCUGACACCUUCUUCCGCGUGCACUGGAAUUGUGGCAAGAUCAUCCUGCAGGCUCCUAAUGGACGCUUCUUAGGCAUUGUGGACAAUGGCCUGCUGAUGGCCAAUGCCACCAUUCCAGGCCCAAAUGAGGAAUUUGGGAUUCGAUUAGCUAACCGUCGCUUCCUUGUAUUGCGAGGUCGUUAUGGGUAUGUGGGCACCUCAUCAGAACACGACCUAAUGAAGUGCAAUAUGGAUCAGCCCGACAGCAUUCACCUGCUGCCUUGCCGCCAGGGCAUCUACCACUUCCAGGCACAGGGUGGAUCCUUCUGGUCAAUAACAUCCUUUGGUACCUUUCGCCCUUGGGGAAAGUUUGCUCUCAACUUCUGUAUAGAGCUUCAUGGGAGCAACUUGCUCACAGUGCUGGCACCCAAUGGCUUCUACAUGCGAUCCGACCGAAGUGGCACCCUGUUGGCAGACAGCGAAGAGAUUACCAAAGAGUGUAUUUGGGAGUUUUAG